This is a messenger RNA of Photinus pyralis (common eastern firefly), 1695 nucleotides long. RefSeq names its product serine/threonine-protein phosphatase 2A regulatory subunit B'' subunit gamma-like. Gene Ontology annotation, molecular function: calcium ion binding. The transcript has 2 exons. Gene Ontology annotation, cellular component: spindle; centrosome. Bases 325 to 1647 code for a protein of 440 amino acids. Gene Ontology annotation, biological process: positive regulation of B cell differentiation; T cell homeostasis; regulation of dephosphorylation. Lineage: Eukaryota; Metazoa; Arthropoda; Insecta; Coleoptera; Lampyridae. The record is from RefSeq and is a predicted model, not a curated record.
GUGUCUCUAUCUGAGAAUUCCGAGAUAAACUGCAGUCCCUACCAAAAUAGGGCACACGGUACAAACCGAAAACUUAUUUUUGUUUUGUCAUACAUAAAAAGUAACUGUUAAAAAAAUUGUAUUGGAGAAUUUUUGAAUAUUAACUUCUACAACAUUGGAGUCUUGUGAACGCGGCCAUAGAUUGUGUCUGCCUCUACCAAUGAAUAAAGAAUACCUAUUCAUUGGCCUCUACGGUGAUUUUGACGCUACAAAGUUUUGACGUUUUAAAGAUAGGUUAUGUUUGUAUACGUUUUUGAAUCAUGUAAAUAAAUAAACCUGUUAAUAAUGAGUUUGAAAACUCUUUUGCGAAAAAACCUAGAAAAAAAGCAAAAAAUUCAAGAAAAGCAAUCACCUGAGGAGUUACUCAAAGAAGAAGAUGAUUACUUUAAAAAAUACAUGAACGAAUGGAACAACAUCGGAAAGAAACCAAAUCCGAAGGGAAUCCCCCAAUUUUACUGGCGACUGCCCAAAGAGAAUGACGUUCUGCAGCAAAAAUUGAGAGAAGAAACAAGAUCAAGUUUUCUUCAGAGACGAAGUCACAAUCUAUUAGAUAACAACGAAUUGAAAGCCCUAUGGAUGUUACUGGAUCAUUAUCAAACCUCUCCAAAUGAUCAACUCAUUAGUUAUUCUGAUUAUAAAGUCGUUACAAACUUGGCCGGUGCAAAACUGUGUCCUUAUUUUACUGCUAACAUAUUCGCACGUCUGCAGCAGAAUGAUCCGCACGGUCAGGUUUCAAUUAUGUCACUUUUUAAUUACGUCAUGCGGAAAGUUUGGCUUCAACAAACACGAAUUGGUCUGUCGUUGUACGAUGUGUCAGGUCAGGGAUAUUUAAGAGAAGCAGAUUUGGAAAGCUACAUAGCCGACUUGCUCCCUACAUUGCCCCAGUUAGAGGGGUUAGAGAGUUCCUUUCAUAGCUUUUAUGUAUGCACUGCUGUUAGGAAAUUUAUAUAUUUCCUUGAUGGCUUACGAGCGGGACGUGUUCGCAUAUUAGACAUUUUGGUUUGUUCGUUCCUGGAUGAUCUAUUAGAAUUACGUGACAAAGAGAUAAGUAAGGAGGUGCAAGAGCAAAAUUGGUUUAGUGCUCCAUCAGCUCUGCGAGUGUAUGGACAAUAUUUAAACUUGGAUCGUGAUCAUAAUGGUAUGUUAUGUCAAUCUGAACUUGCGAAUUACGGCUCGGGCACAUUGACACAGCCAUUUGUUGAGAGAGUUUUUCAAACCUGUUUAACAUAUGGCGGAGAAAUGGAUUAUAAAACUUAUUUAGACUUGGUGUUAACUCUGGAAAAUCGUUCAGAACCGCAAGCUUUAGCGUUUCUAUUUAGAAUGCUUGAUUUGAACGAUAAGGGUUAUUUGGACGCAUUUGUUUUAAAUUACUUCUUUCGAGCUAUACAGGACCAAAUGCGGGCACUUGGUGCUGCACCUGUUAGUUUUGAAGAUGUGAAGGAUGAGUUAUUUGAUAUGGUCAAAUCAAAAGAUCCAGAACAUAUUACGCUGAAUGAUUUAUACGCAUCUGGACAAGGUGACACUUUUGUUAGUAUUCUUAUAGAAUUCCACAGAUUUUGGAAUUAUGAAAAUAGAGAAGCGGUGACAGCGGAUCCUUUGCAAGAUUAAAACUGUUUUUAACAAAAUAUUUAAAGAAUAAAAUAUUUUUGCAAUUUU